Molecule: messenger RNA, 928 nt
Organism: Dipodomys spectabilis (banner-tailed kangaroo rat)
Lineage: Eukaryota; Metazoa; Chordata; Mammalia; Rodentia; Heteromyidae
Gene: Nme6
Product: NME/NM23 nucleoside diphosphate kinase 6
Exons: 6
Coding region: 107-652 (181 amino acids)
Biological process (GO): GTP biosynthetic process; UTP biosynthetic process; CTP biosynthetic process
Molecular function (GO): nucleoside diphosphate kinase activity
Source: RefSeq, a predicted model, not a curated record
UUGGGCUGCCCGGCCCAACGCCUGAAGGAGCGGAAGGACCUCACCGGGCUACCUAGCGCAGUGCCUGACGUUCCGGCGCCGCCGCAGGGAAGAGGCCGGAAGUGACAUGAGCACCGUCUUGCGAAGCCCCCGGGCUCUCCAGCUCACGCUGGCCUUGCUCAAACCUGAUGUAGUUGCUCAUCCACUGAUUCUGGAGGCUAUUCAUCAGCAGAUUCUGAACAACAAGUUCCUGAUUGUACGAAUGAAAGAACUAUUAUGGAAAAGGGAAGAUUGCCAGAGGUUUUACCAAGAACAUGAAGGGCGGUUUUUCUAUCAGCGGCUGGUAGAGUUCAUGGCCAGUGGGCCAAUCCGAGCCUACAUCCUCGCCCACAAAGAUGCCAUCCAGCUCUGGAGAACACUGAUGGGACCCACCAGAGUGUUUCGAGCACGCUAUACAGCCCCAGAUUCUAUCCGUGGGAGUUUUGGCCUCACCGAUACCCGCAACACCACCCACGGCUCAGACUCUGCAGUUUCAGCCAGCAGAGAGAUCGCGGCCUUCUUCCCAGAGUUCAGCGAAGCACGUUGGUAUGAGGAGGAGGAGCCGCGGCUGCGCUCUAGUGCAGAGGGAGGUAGGCCCUGUACCACUGAUGCAGGAUUCCUAGGACCAGCCUGAGACUUGUCGCGCUCUAAAAAGCCUUUUCACACAGCCCUCCGAGUCCAAACCAUUCUUCCAAGACUAGAAAAGCCAAGAUCAUGGCGCCAUCCAUGCUGGGCGCUACUAAUCUACCAGAGGGUCUAGCUCAUCACUGCCUACUCUUUAGCCUCUCGCGGUCUACCUCUUCUCUAGAAUGUUCCUGGGGAGUGAAGAAGGAUGGUGAUUCUUCCUUUUGCUGAGAACUAUCCCUCCUUUCUCAAAAAGGAGCUUGCUUCAUGGUCUUGCCUAGACAAG